This is a messenger RNA of Hydra vulgaris (swiftwater hydra), 353 nucleotides long. The record is from RefSeq and is a predicted model, not a curated record. Lineage: Eukaryota; Metazoa; Cnidaria; Hydrozoa; Anthoathecata; Hydridae.
UGUGUGCAAGUAACUUAUUAUAAAGAAAAUAUUAAAAGCCACAGCCAAUCAAGAUGGCAGCAGUAGACAUUAUAACUAAUUAUCCAAGGGAACAAAUUUUAAAGAACCCAAAAAAGCUUCUAGCAAAACCUACGCAGAUGGAAGUUGAGGAUGAAAGCAAAUCUCAUGAAGGACUGCAAAUGUACUAUCAAACAAAAAUUGAAGAGGCACAAAUGGAAGUUGCAGAUAAAGUGAAAAAUUUAAGACGAUUAGAGGCACAACGAAAUGAAUUAAAUGCUAAAGGUAAAACUAUGAAUAAAUGUAAAAUAGUACAAGUUAUAAAAUACCUUACUACCUAAAUUGUGAUUUCGGCU